Seriola dumerili (greater amberjack) is the source of this 6480-nucleotide messenger RNA. It is a transcript of the gene ylpm1, whose product is annotated as YLP motif containing 1. Gene Ontology annotation, cellular component: nucleus. The record is from RefSeq and is a predicted model, not a curated record. The transcript has 23 exons. NCBI's taxonomy places the organism in Eukaryota, Metazoa, Chordata, Actinopteri, Carangiformes, Carangidae. Gene Ontology annotation, biological process: regulation of telomere maintenance. The coding region runs from base 194 to 6124 and encodes 1976 amino acids.
AUAACAGUUUCUAGCUACAUAUGUGGUAAUUAAAAACGUUAUCUAAUGGGGCCUGUUCCAGUCUGGGAAUGAAAAUGUAGCUAAUUAUUAUAGGUAGGUCAACGUUAGCUGUUAGCUUUGUUAGCGUUGUUAGCAACUGAGACCCGGCUGUGGGUGAGCACAAAGGCCGUGCACACCGCUUCGCUUUUUAACAAUGUAUCCCUCCUGGGGAAAUUAUGGUGGACCUCAGUCGCAAAACUACGCAGGACCUGGGCCUCGUAAGCAACCAGGUGCUAGCCACCCCGGGCCGGCAGCGGGGUUCGGGGGCUUCGAGGCCCCAUCCAGCGGCUCGCUGUUCUCCAGCCUGCAGGAGCAGCAUCUCCAGCAGAUGCAGCAGCUUCAGAUGCUGCACCAGAAACAGCUCCAGUCUGUGUUACAACACGGCAACAGUGCCAGUGCGUACGGUGGUGGGUAUUCAGGGCCGUGGCAUUCAGAGACCUCAGGACAUACGGACAGUGCUGGAGCUCAGGCAUACUAUAAACAAGACGAGACUUCGGCUCAGCCGGCGAGAGGCCCACCUGCUCCCAAGCAGAGUCACCAACAGCCUCCUCCGCCUCCACCACAACCUCACCCCACGGAGCCCCAACCGUGUCCUCCCCCUCCAGAGACUCUAUUAUCCAAGACGCCGGAGAACACCGGUGCUCCCAAAGCCACCGAGGCCAGUAAGAAGGAUUCAUCCACGACAGAAGAGGACAAAUCCCUACCUUUGCAGGAGCAACAGCAACUUUGGUACAAACAGCAUCUUCAGAAUCUACAGAAGUUAAAGCAAGAGAAAGCCAAACAGAAUCAGAAAGAGGGUGAUGGUCCUGUGCUGCCACCCGCAGGCCAUGGACUUCCUCCCCCUCCUCCAAUAGAACCACCGAAAAGCACACCUCCUCCACCCCCUCCAAAAGAUGAGCCCCCACUACCACCCCCACCACCUGAGGACUUAAGGGGUGAAAAUGUAGGAAAACCACCUAUAUUUACAGAUACACCCGAGGUCCCACAAGACCCAGCGGAGGCUGCCCGCCUCCAGCAGUUACAGGCUGCAGCAGCACAGUGGCAGCAGGUACAACAGCAGAGAGCAGGCUUACAAUACCAGGCUCUCAUGCAACAGCAUGAAAAGCUUCAGCAGAUCCUGGAAAAAUACCAACAGCUGAUUCAGCAACCUGCAGACCUUCAGUCUAUGUCUGCUGAAAUGCAGCUGAGGCACUAUGAAAUGCAACAGCAGCAGUUCACCCCUUUAUUUCAAGACUGGGGUCGCUCAUUUGCCCUGUGGUAUGAGCAGUUCCAGACCUAUCCCCACAAAGACCAGCUACAGGACUAUGAGCACCAAUGGAAGCAGUGGCAGGAACAGAUGAAUGCCACCAAUACCCACCUUCAAGAAAGGGUGGCCACUCUGACUACCAUGGUGCCAUUUACCUCUGGCCAGUAUAAUAGUGGGAUGAUGGGACAAUUUGGCCAGUACCCUGGACAAGACAUGCAAAUGCAACAGCAGUCACUAAACCAGGGUGUGCCGCAAUCUCCAGUUGCUGUUGGUCCCAGAUCUCAAGGUCCACGGCCCACUGGGUUUGGGCCACAUUCAGAAUCACCUGCUGGACCCCCUGUAAGAGGAGGUGGCCCUGCUGGCAUAGGAGUCAGACCCCCAGGUCCUCCCACACUUCAGCCACCGAGCAUCAACAGUGUUAGAGGUCCACGAGGAAACAACCCUAGAUUUGACCAGCCACAGCAGCGCUUUGAUGGGCCCCCAAGGUUUGACCAACCACAGCAGCGCUUUGAUGGGCCCCCAAGGUUCGACCAACCACAGCAGCACUUUGACGGCCCCCCAAGGUUUGACCAACCGCGCCCGCGCUUUGAUGGGCCUCCCAGAUUUGACCAACCACGCCCGCGCUUUGAUGGUCCCCCUAGAUUCGAUCAGCCACGAUUUGGGCAGCAGCCUAGGUUUGAACAACCCCCAAGGCCACCUGGCCCUCCGCCUCGUUUUGAACGCCCACCCGUGCCCCAGCAAAAACAACAGCAAGGCCCCCAACCUAAAGAAGAAACAGCCACUAAACAGCCUGCCAGUAUUGAAUCCAAGACUGUUGGAAAAUCAGCCACGCCACAGUCUGAAAAAGAAAAAAGUGAAUCUGAAAAAGUUGAGAAGGUAAAUGCUGAAGACUUGACAGAUGACAACUUACUCGGAAAUGAUGGUUUUUUUGUUCAAAGUGACCCCAUUCCUCAGACAUUACAGACAAACCCAGAGAAAUCAGAUGGCAAUGAGGCCUCUGAAAAAAGUGAAAAUACUAAACCUGUUAACAGCAACCCUUCAGUAACUGCUUCUUCCUUAUCAAAAAAUACUGUUGCUCAAAAUCCCCUCAAACCAGAUGGACCAUUGACAAACAGCAAACCCCCAGUGGUACCAAAACCCCCAGUAAUCCAGCAGGAGCCACAAGCUUCUGGCCAAAUGCAGUCAAGACCAGAGCCUCCAAGGCCUCCUCCUGGUAGGGGUCGAGGCCAGCCCCCAGUGCCUGUUCAGGUGCUUGGGCGAGGUCGUGGGCAGAGGGGCCGUGGAGAGUUCAGAGGAUCAAACACUGUCCCGCUUGGGGAGGAGAUGGGAGAAAUGUCCUAUGAUUACAUGCCACCGGAAGAGGAGUUGGGGAUGCCAGAAGAGCAGCAAGAAUAUCACUGGCAAGAUCCUUCAUACAAGGAGUUUGGAGGUGAGGAGUCUGAGGUGCCCCCUGAAGAAAUGUGGAUGCCGGAGGACCAUCACUUUGCAACAGAGGAAGAGUAUUAUGAAGAGCCAAUGGGAGGACCCCCUAUGGGGAGAGGAGGACCCCCAAUAAUGAGAGGAGGGCCCCCUAUGGGUAGAGGAGGCCCACCUAUGGGUAGAGGAGGUCCACCUAUGGGGAGAGGUAGACCGCCUAUGGGGAGAGGAGGUCUACCUUUGGGUAGAGGGGGUCCACCUAUGGUUAGAGGAGGUCCACCUAUGGUUAGAGGAGGACCACCUAUGGUUAGGGGAGGUCCACCUAUGGGUAGAGGGGGUCCCCCUAUGGGUAGAGGGGGUCCCCCUAUGGGAAGAGGGGGUCCCCCUAUGGGAAGAGGAGGACCACCUAUGGGAAGAGGAGAUCCAGCGGACAGGCACUGGGAAGAACCUGAAUCAGUGGAGUACUCAGAGGAAGAUGACCCUUACUGGGGAGAAAGGAGACCUCCUCCAAUGAGAGGAAUGAGACCCCCAUUUCCACCUGGCCGAGGUCGUCCUCCACGUGGUCAUCCUGGUUUCAUGCCCCCAGGACGAGGACGUCCCCCUCAUCCAGUACAUGGGCCAAUGGAUCACGGGCCAUUAGGCCAUGAAAUGGACACUGAUGAGACUGAAGUUGAUCCAACAGGGCACCCCAUGUAUCAUGGACAUGACCCUCACAGCCACCCGAUGCAUCCUGAUGUAGGAAGACGCAGGCGUUGCAUGCCACCACCGCCCCAUGAAAUGAUGGAUCCUAUGGAGGAGCCUUUGUACGAUGAAGGAAUGGAGAGAGACUUAGGGUGGCGACCGCCACAUGGCAUUGGUCCCCCUCUGCCUCCACAUGAGAUAAUAGAUAGGGGAGGAAUGAGGAGGAGACCUAUGGGUCGAGGAAUGGCAAGAGGUAUGUGGCGGCCAGGUCCAACACAUGAGGAGUAUGAAGAGGGAUAUAAUGAGGGUUACGUUGAGGAUUAUGGUCAUGGGGAAGACGGAUAUCGCUGGCGGACACCACAGGACUAUCCUCCUGAUGACUAUCGGCCAGAGGCCAAGUACUAUGAGUCUGAAUGGGACAGAGAUCGUGCGCCUCCUGAGAGGGACUAUCCCCCCCGCAUGCCUCCACCAGAGUCCUACAGGGAUGGCCAUUGGCUAGAGGAAAGAGAAAGAGAAAGAGGUCACCCAUAUCCAUAUGAUGAGCUUAACAGGGGUAGAGGAGAACUUAGAAUCCGUGAAUACAAGGAUGAGCCACCAUACCGACAGGAAGAGCCACCAUACCCACCACCACCCCCUUCAGAAUGGGAUAGGCCUUCAAGACUCCCUCCGCCACCAGAGAGAGGGUAUCCUCCUGACUAUGAAGAUCGCAGACCUCGUUAUGAGGACCACAGGGAUGAGCCUCCUUUGGAUAAACCUCCCCUUCCUGCUGCACUUGUAACGAACUUACCAGAGAGCUCAGUUGAACCUGCACCACAAGGAGCAAGUGGAGCAAAUGUACUUGCUCUCUCUCAACGUCAGCACGAGAUCAUCUUGAAAGCUGCUCAAGAGCUUAAACUUAUACGGGAACUGCAGGAGGGGAAGACCACUGGUGCUGAACCUCAGCCUGCACCAGCAGACGUCUUGCCUGAGCUUCCUGCUGGUCUUCUCGGUUUGGAGAUCCCACCGGACGUCAGGAAUGUUUUGAAGGGCAUGACUGCAGCAGCACAGACAGCUGCAACUGAACCUGUGCCUUGGGAUGCAAAGCCUGCUGCCACAGAUUGCCAGUCAGUCCUCUCUGCUGCUCCCACAGCUCCAGUGAUACCAAAGACUGUGGAUUAUGGACAUGGACAUGAGCCUGGUGCCACUGUUGAGCGGAUCUCUUACGGUGAGAGAAUUGUGCUAAGGCCUGACCCGGUGCCAUUAGACAGGGGUUAUGAAAAAGAACCCCUUGGUUCCAGAGAUCCUUAUAGCAGAGACCUGUAUUAUGAGAGACGAUCAGACCCUUACAUGGACCGCCGGGAGUACAACAGAGAGAGGGAGUUAUACAGAGAAAAGCCUCCACUUGAAUAUGAAAGAGAAAGAUUUGAGAGGGAGCGCUAUCCCCCAAGAGAAAGAGAUGACAGCACACAGUCCAUGGUUGAGGAAAGAUCUCCACUGGCACCUCCUCUACGCUCAGGAUACAGGGACAGAGAGUGGGAUCUUCGAGAGAGGGACCGAAGUGGCAGUCGUGAUCGAGAUGAACAUUAUGGAAGGCCUAGCUACGAUAGACCUCCAUACGAGCGUGCUGGACUUGACCGCAGUGGGCCUGAGCGUUACGGCCAUAGCUCUUCACCUUACGUGGACAGAAGAAGUUAUCCAGAGGACCGAGGGGCUCCCACUGCACCACCUCUACCACCUCCACCUCAGCCACCUCCACGAGUCGAGAAGAAGCCAGAAAUCAAGAAUAUUGAUGAUAUCCUCAAACCACCUGGCAGAUCAUCUCGGCCUGAAAGGAUUGUCAUAAUAAUGAGAGGGCUUCCAGGAAGCGGAAAAAGCCAUGUUGCAAGGCUUAUACGGGACAAGGAAGUUGAUUGUGGUGGUGCCCCACCGAGAGUUCUUGUUUUGGACGACUACUUCAUGACCGAGGUUGAGAAAGUUGAGAAAGACCCAGACACAGGCAGGAGGGUCAAAACCAAGGUUCUUGAAUAUGAGUACGAGCCAGAGAUGGAGGAUACCUACCGAAGCAGCAUGCUUAAAACAUUUAAGAAAACUCUGGAUGACGGCUUUUUCCCCUUCAUCAUUUUAGACACUAUUAAUGACAGGGUUAAACAUUUUGAUCAGUUCUGGAGCGCAGCCAAAACUAAAGGCUUUGAGGUGUAUCUGGCUGAAAUCACUGCGGACACUCAGACUUGUGCGAAGAGAAAUGUGCAUGGGCGUACGGUUAAGGAUAUAAUGAAGAUGUCCAACAACUGGGAGCCCUCACCACGUCAUAUGGUGCGCUUAGAUGUCCGGUCCCUGCUUCAGGAUGCUGCUAUAGAGGAGGUUGAAAUGGAAGACUUCAAUCCCGAUGACGAGCCCAAGGAACCCAAGAGAGAAGAGGAAGAAGAGGGUGAUCUGGGCUACAUUCCAAAAAGCAAAUGGGAGAUGGACACGUCUGAGGCAAAACUUGACAAGUUGGAUGGUCUGGGGAGCAGUGGGAAGCGGAAACGUGAAGGUGAACAAACGGCAGGCCUGGAGGACUACCUUCAGCUGCCAGACGAUUAUGCCACACGCAUGUCCGAACCAGGAAAGAAAAGGGUGCGGUGGGCUGAUCUUGAAGAGCAGAAGGAUGCAGAUCGAAAGCGUGCUAUUGGCUUUGUGGUGGGUCAAACGGACUGGGAGAGAAUAACGGAUGAGAGUGGUCAGCUGGCACAAAGAGCUCUGAACCGUACCAAGUAUUUCUAAGAAGAUAAUCUUAUCCCUCUUUUUUUUCCUUCAUGGAAAGGUGUACAGAAUGUGAAAGAACUGAAGCUGACUCGUGAUGAAACAUGAGACUCUCCAAGGUGAUAAUCACCAUAAGAUAUCAAAUUCUUAGUUAUACAUUGAUAAGGAUGCAGUAUAGUUUUUUCCUAUUAUUUUUAAAGGCCACUCUGGCUAUUCACCAAUUAAUUUGUAGUUUAUGAUUCUGUGCUACUUCUGGUCAUGUAUCCUGUAUUAGGUCAUGGUUCUUGCUGUUUUAUACUCUUCAUGCUUUAUGUACUGUAUUCCUGUAGCACUGUUUUUUGGUCCAUGGAUACUUUGAAAAAAGACAAUAAAAGUUU